Molecule: messenger RNA, 593 nt
Organism: Cervus elaphus (red deer)
Lineage: Eukaryota; Metazoa; Chordata; Mammalia; Artiodactyla; Cervidae
Exons: 2
Coding region: 129-524 (131 amino acids)
Source: RefSeq, a predicted model, not a curated record
AAGAAAAACAGAAGAAGAAAUGUGGGCUCCACUAUGACACAGGCUUUAUUGGAGAAGCAAAAGAAUAGACACACUAAGUGCUCACAAAGUACAAGGUAGAGAUCACAACCCAGAUUAUAGACAGGCACAUGGCAAAGAGCCAUCAGGAGAUGAUUCUGUGGCUCUUUAUCCAACAAGGUGGUGUCAGCUUCAGGAAUCCACCCUUUACUCUGUCAGCCGUUGGUCCCGGAGGGAGGUUAAGGAAGAUGCAGUCCAUCACCAUGGCCGAAGGGAGAGCAAUGGAAGAGCCUGGAUCUUGUUGUUUCUUGGUCCAGAUGAAAUCUGGUGCUGUUACUUCCACUUGGGUGGACACUUCUGCUCGCAUGGUGGACAUGGUGGGCAUGGUGGGCAUGGUGGGCAUGGUGGGCAUGGUGGCCCAGGAGGGCAUUUCUGCUGGCUCACUGGAGGUGGGCAUGGAUGAGGUGGGCAAGGCUCAUGGGACUUCUGUGUGCACACUUUUGGAGGAGGAUGGCAGGGCUCCUUGACCUGAUGGUGAUGCUGCUGAUGCUGAUGUGGAUGAUGGUGGUGAGACAUCCUUCCUGGGUGUCAAAGAA